Messenger RNA from Nematolebias whitei (Rio pearlfish), 912 nucleotides. RefSeq names its product LITAF domain-containing protein. The transcript has 5 exons. Gene Ontology annotation, molecular function: zinc ion binding. The coding region runs from base 196 to 591 and encodes 131 amino acids. NCBI's taxonomy places the organism in Eukaryota, Metazoa, Chordata, Actinopteri, Cyprinodontiformes, Rivulidae. The record is from RefSeq and is a predicted model, not a curated record.
UACAUCGGUAAAAUCGAAUCUCUGGGACUACAGACAGCUCGUCCCCUCUUAGUUCUGCUUUUGCUCUGCUUGUGUUUCCACACUCAAAAUCAGGAAGAUCAAGGAGAAAAACUCAUCUUUAAACUCAGAAAGUCACUUUUUUUAUUAUUAUCUUUUAGUUGCUGAUGUGGAAGAGAAGUCCCUGAAUUUCUGACGAUGGAAAAAGGAGUGGAAUCUGCUCCCCCCUACCCGGGCCCACCCAUGAACUAUGGCCCUCAGCCAGGGAUGUACCCUCCAGGUCCUCCUCCGGCUGGAUACCAGGGAGGCGUUGCUUUUCCUCCUGCCACAGUUGCACCAGCAGUGACUCAUGUGGUGGUGACACCUUCACUACACGAUGUCCCCGGACAGACUUUGUGUCCUCACUGCCAGCAGACGGUGAUCACACACACAGAGCACACAGCAGGCCUGCUCACCUGGGCUAUCUGUGGUGGACUCACCCUGUUUGGAUGCUGGCUGUGCUGCUGUAUUCCGUUCUGCCUCGACUCCUGUCAAGACGUGGAGCAUCGCUGUCCCAACUGCAACAAAGUCAUCUACAUUUACAAACGGAUGUGAAGCUGUAAUCACGCAAAUAACGAUACAGGAACAAGUCAGAGCGGAAAAGUAAUCCAGUGAUAUUCUUACUGUGUCUAAAACAUUCGCGUUUGAAGCGGAAGUGGAAAUUUGAAGACUUCAGAGAUCAUGUAAGAGAGUUCAGAUAAAUUGUCAGGGGGACAGUUGUUAAAAACAUGCCAAAUAAAAUAAGAAUCACCUGUUUGUCAUUACACGUUUUGUUUUGUUGGGCAUCGUACAAAAAAAUUGGUCUUAUUGGUCUACCGCUGGUUGAUUUUUAAGAUUCAUUAUUUUACUUGUGCUUUUUUUUUAAUGAAUUAUCUG